AUGCAGUGGACGGCACUACUCCUGGCUUCACUGGCCGUCACGUCACAGGUGUGUUCGCACUUUACCCUUCUACAAUAUCUCUUCUCUUCCAGGCCUUCUUCUUCGGCGGCGGCGGUGGUUCCGCGUGCGGCUGCUCCGCUCCUCCGGCUUGUCCCCCACCUCCUCCACCGGCUCCAUGCGGCGGCGGCGGCGGAUACAGAACCUUCUCGGCGCCAACGUUCGCCGCCCAGGGGGCCUACCCCCAAGCCGGAGGCUUCGCUGCUCCACAACCAGUCUAUAGCCGUGAGUUUGCAUGUCAUUCAUGUGAUAGGGGACCUAAUAUGCAUUUGUUUGCGUUUGAAUGCCUAUCUAACUGUACACUUUUCAUAUGUAAAUCGUGGGAAAUUGCUCGCGAAUGACGAUGGUCGUUGGUUUGUGUAAUAUCUGUUUUACAUUGGGAAAAGAGGAAAUGUGCUGACUUACACAAAAACAAAGGUUCAACAGAUAUUAUAUGUUCUACAAUUUUUGCAGAGCCCCAACCAUCCUACCUGCCGCCAGCGCCGAUUGGUGGAGCCGCUCCCUCCUCCUACGGAUCUUCCUACGCCGCGCCGGCACAGUUCCUCCCGCAGCCACCACCUCAACCGAUCGUCGCCCCACCACCACACGCCUAUGCUGCUCCACACAAGCGUCACAUUCAAAACGACAUGGAGGACACGGGCGUCGAUCAAGCCGAGGGUUACGUGGCGAGAGUGAAGAGAGACGACGAGACUGUGUUCGACCCGAAGUGCAACUCCGAAGACUUGAAGGCCAUCAUCGUUGCUGUGAGUCAAAUCUUAAUUUUAGAGCGUUCCAACAGCAAAUUCUUGCAGAACAUCCACGAGAGCACCGCUGUUGCGAAGCGGCAGAUCCAGACGGCUGCUGCCGAUGCUAUCGGAGGACGCGUCGACGUCAUCUGCUCAAAGGGCACCUUCUCCUACAUCGUGAACACCGAACUCUAUUGCGAAACUGAGAAGGACGGCACCACGUGCUUCGCCUUCAAGCAAUCCGCUUAG
Molecule: messenger RNA, 1031 nt
Organism: Caenorhabditis sp. 36 PRJEB53466
Lineage: Eukaryota; Metazoa; Nematoda; Chromadorea; Rhabditida; Rhabditidae
Source: the annotation of a GenBank genome assembly